This is a messenger RNA of Chroicocephalus ridibundus (black-headed gull), 3715 nucleotides long. RefSeq names its product semaphorin 6B (gene SEMA6B). Lineage: Eukaryota; Metazoa; Chordata; Aves; Charadriiformes; Laridae. The transcript has 17 exons. Gene Ontology annotation, molecular function: semaphorin receptor binding; chemorepellent activity. Gene Ontology annotation, cellular component: plasma membrane. Gene Ontology annotation, biological process: axon guidance; positive regulation of cell migration; neural crest cell migration. The record is from RefSeq and is a predicted model, not a curated record. The coding region runs from base 171 to 2897 and encodes 908 amino acids.
CGGCGGCGGAGCGCAGCGGAACGGAGCGGAGCGGGGCCGGGCCGAGCCGCGCUGCCGGCGGCCGCAGGUGCGCGGUGCACCGGGACCCUCCCCCGCGGCCCCCAGCCCCGGACCCCCCCACCCCGGGACGGCGGAGGUGCAGUGGGUGCCCACCCGCGGCGGGGGGUACCAUGGGGCCACCACCCCGCGUCCCCCUGGUCCUGCUGCUCCUGCUGGUGGCAGAGAGGACGGCCCACGGCACCUUCCCCGAGGAGCCCGGCCCCAUCGCUGUGGCCCCUGAGGACUAUGUGAAGCACUACGCCGUCUUCGUGGGCCACGGGACGAGCCGACCAGCUGGCCCCGAGGGUGGGAGCACCCAGCGCCUCAACAUCCAGCGCAUCCUCAAGGUCAACCGGACCCUCUUCAUCGGGGAGAGGGACAACGUCUACCGUGUCAGCCUGGAGCCCACCGGUGCCGGCGAGAUGCGCUACCACCGGAAGCUGACGUGGCGCUCGAACCAGCACGACAUCAGCAUCUGCCGGAUGAAGGGGAAACACGAGGCAGAGUGCCGUAACUUCGUCAAGGUGCUGCUGGUGCGGAAUGAGAGCCUGCUCUUCGUCUGCGGCACCAACGCCUUCAACCCCGUCUGCGCCAACUACAGCAUGGACACUCUGGAGCCCGUCGGGGACAACAUCAGCGGCAUGGCCCGGUGUCCCUAUGACCCCAAGCAUGCCAACGUGGCCCUCUUCACAGGGGGGAUGCUCUUCACUGCCACCGUGACGGAUUUCCUGGCCAUCGACGCUGUCAUCUACCGCAGCCUGGGGGACAGCCCGACCCUCCGCACCGUCAAACAUGACUCCAAAUGGUUCAAAGAGCCCUACUUUGUGCACGCCGUGGAAUGGAGAAGCCACGUCUACUUCUUCUUUCGGGAGAUUGCCAUGGAGUUCAACUACCUGGAGAAGGUGGUGGUGUCACGGGUGGCCCGGGUGUGCAAGAACGACAUGGGGGGCUCACAGCGGGUGCUGGAGAAGCAGUGGACCUCCUUCCUCAAGGCCCGGCUCAACUGCUCCGUGCCGGGUGAUUCGCAUUUCUACUUCAAUGUCAUCCAAGCCGUGACGGACAUCCUGGAGCUGGACGGACGCCCUGUGGUGCUGGCCGUCUUCUCCACGCCUGCGAACAGCAUCCCUGGCUCGGCCGUCUGUGCCUUCGACAUGACGCAAGUGGCCGCCGUCUUCGAGGGACGUUUCCGGGAGCAGAAAUCGCCUGAGUCCAUCUGGACACCUGUGCCCGAGGACAUGGUGCCGAAGCCCCGGCCCGGGUGCUGCGCGUCCCCGGGGAUGCGCUACAACUCCUCCAGCACCUUCCCCGAUGAGAUCCUCAACUUUGUCAAGACGCACCCACUGAUGGACGAGGCGGUGCCGUCCCUGGGCAACGCGCCCUGGAUCCUCCGCACCAUGAGCCGGUACCAGCUCCGCAAGAUCGUGGUGGACAAUGCAGCGGGGCCGUGGGGCAACCACACCGUGGUCUUCCUGGGCUCCAGCACAGGCACCGUCCUCAAGUUCCUCAUCCAGCCCAACGCCAGCACCAGCCCCGCACCCGUCCCCCCCGGCAGCCAGAGCGUCUUCCUGGAGGAGUUUGAGACCUACCAGCCUGGGAGAUGUGGCCGGGACACAGAGGAUGAGCGGCGGCUCCUGGGGCUGGAGCUGGACAAGGCAGCGGGGUCCCUGCUGCUGGCCUUCCCCCCGUGUGUGGCCAGGGUGCCGGUGGCUCGCUGCCAGCAGCACUCAGGCUGCAUGAGGAACUGCCUCGGGAGCCGGGACCCCUACUGCGGCUGGACACCUGAGGGCUCCUGUGUUUUCCUGGAGCCCAGCCCCAGGGUGGCUUUCGAGCAGGACAUCGCCGGCAGCAGCACGUCCCACCUGGGCGAGUGCGAGGGGCUGGUGACGGAGAGCUUUGUGGACGAGCCGGACGGGCUGGUAUCGGUGAACCUGUUGGUGAUCUCCUCCGUAGCAGCCUUCGUCAUCGGCGCCGUCAUCUCCGGCUUCAGCGUCUGCUGGUUCAUCGGCCACCGGGACCGCAAGGAGCUGGCCCGCCGCAAGGACAAGGAGACCAUCCUGGCACACAGCGAGUCGGUGGUGAGCGUCAGCCGGCUGGGCGAGCGGCGGGCGCGUGGCGGGCAACCCGGCGCCUUGCUGGCCCCGCUGAUGCCCAAUGGUUGGCCCAAGGAGUUGGGGAAGGUCACCCAACACGACCUGGACUCGGGGGUCCUGCCCACGCCGGAGCAGACCCCGUUGCAGCAGAAACGCUGCCCUGGUGCCCUCCAAAACUGCACCUGGGAGCAGAGUCAUAACAUCAUCAACGCCGCCUUGCGGGACCCCGGUGGAUCCGGCACUGCUGGUGCCGGUCGGCUGCGUGCUGGCUCCGGCCGCUCGGCUCGCGGCAUCCCCCUCUCCUGCCACGCCAUCCUGGUGGACCAGGAGCUGGAAGCUGAACUCAGCGACUCCUCGGGUGAUGGGCAUUGGGGUCGGGACCCCCAGGAGGGUCCCCACACCCGGCAGCACGCACCCGCUGGCACCCGCCGCCCACCCCGCAGCUCCUACGGUGACUUCGCCAGCACGCCGCACCCCAGCCCCGAUCGCCGACGGGUGGUUUCGGCACCGGGCGGGGAGGGGGGAGACUUUACUGAGGGGCCACCCUGGCACCCCGAGCAGCUGAACUUCAACGCCAACAAUGGCACGGGCCGCCCUGGCGCCCACCUCAAGAGGAACCACACGUUCAACAGCGGCGAGGCGUCGGGGGGCAGUUACGGGCAACACGGCACAGCACCCCGGGCAGCCAGCGCUGGGCCCCCCCGGGCACUGACGGACCUGCACCACCUCCUGCGCUACGGCGUGGAGCGGACUCCCUCGGGAAAAUAGGGUCCCACCAUGUGUGUCCCCCCACCCAGGGUACCCAUGGGGUCCCCCACCGGCUCCCUGGGGACAGGGAGGGGUGGCCAGGCAGGAGCUGCAGGCAUGGGGUGAGAUGCUGCAUGGGUCAGGACAGACACCCCCUGGGUGUCCCCAAGUAGGGUUUGGAGCUGGCCGCGAUUGGCAUGGGGCAGUGCCCCGCGCUCCGGCUGCUUGAUCCUGGGGGGGUCCAUCCAGCCGGUCCCCUCCCCAGGCUGGACCCAGGGACCAUGGAUCCCUGGGAGGGGGAUCCCUGGGAGGCAGCAGGAUGGACGCACAGACACGGACCCUGCUGAGGCGGAGCAGGGCUGUGCCCCCCACAGCCCCGCAGCCCCUCGGACCCAUCAGCUGCACCUGGGGGGGCUUGUGGGUGCUGCCAGCACCCCGGGGACACCUGGCCAGGGGGGUGCCACCAGGGUUGUGUUGGUUGUGGUGAUGGGACACGGUGAACAUUUGGGGUGCAGGGAGAUGGGGGGGGGGCAAAUACUUGUGUUACCUGGGGAUGGGGCACACUCAUCCCCCGGCCUGGGGUCACCCCUGCCCAGUGCCAGCUUGGGGGGGUGGGGGGCCCUUGUCCAUGCCCCCCCACUCCUCCCUCCUGGAAAGCACAGCCGUGAUGUGGGGGCACCGCUGGGGCUGGGGAGGGUUCCCCACCGAACCCACUCUCUGCUGGCAAAGGGUGCCCUUUCGGUGCCACCCCUGCCUGGCCCUGGGGGGGCAGGUCCCCGGGGGGGGUGGCAGGCUGUAAAUAGGGUGGGGGGUGGCGGGCGCCCCCCCCCCCCCCCCCC